Messenger RNA from Thamnophis sirtalis, 4719 nucleotides. NCBI's taxonomy places the organism in Eukaryota, Metazoa, Chordata, Lepidosauria, Squamata, Natricidae. The record is from RefSeq and is a predicted model, not a curated record.
UCGGGUUCUCUCCAGGGUCCACAGACCCCUCAGUCUACAGGGAGCAAUUCUAUGACAGAAGUGCCAAGUGACCUCAAGCCUCCAACACCAGCGUCCACACCUCAUGGACAGAUGACACCUACACAGAGCAGCAGAAAUAGUUCAGUCAGUGUACAUGAUCCCUUUUCGGAUAUAAGUGAUUCCACAUACCCAAAGCGGAACUCUAUGACUCCAAAUGCACCCUAUCAGCAAUCAAUGAAUAUGCCAGAUAUGAUGGGAAGGAUGCCCUAUGAGCCAAACAAGGAUCCUUUUGGUGGGAUGAGAAAAGUGCCUGGAAAUAGUGAACCCUUCAUGGCCCCUGGACAAAUGCCCAACAGUGGCAUGCAGGAUAUGUACAGCCAGAGUCCCGCUGGAACCAUUUCCAACAUGGGCAUAGGCCAACGCCAACAGUUUCCCUAUGGAAGUGGUUAUGACCGGAGGUUGGAUCAUGGGCUGGGUCCUGAAGGCAGUAUGGGAGCACCUGGUCAAAGCAACAUGGUGCCUUCAAACAGUGACCCAAGCAUGUACUCUCCUAACUGUUAUCCUGGGCAACAAAGGCAUGAACCGUAUGGACCGCAGUAUCCAAUGCAAGCUCCUCCUUCUGGACAACCCACCUAUGGAGGACACCAAUCUGGAAUGUUUCCACAGCAGCAGAACUACAAACGUCAUAUGGAUGGCAUGUAUGGGCCUCCAGCAAAACGACAUGAUGGAGAUAUGUUUAACAUGCAAUAUAGCAACCAACAGCAGGAGAUGUUUAACCAGUACAGCAGUGCUUACUCUGGACCAGACAGGAGACCCAUCCAGGGACAGUAUCCAUAUCCUUAUAACAGAGAGAGGAUGCAGGCUCCUGGACAAAUGCAACAACAUGGAAUACCUCCACAGAUGAUUGGUGGCCCAAUGCAGUCAUCAGCUUCCAGUGAAAGCCCCCAACAAAACAUGUGGCCCACAAGAAAUGAUAUGUCUUACCCAUAUCAGAACAGGCAAGGCCCCGGAGGCCCUGCACAGGCCCCACCUUAUCCAGGGAUGAAUCGUACUGAUGAUAUGAUGGUACCUGACCAGAGAAUAAACCAUGAAAGCCAGUGGCCUUCUCAUGUCAACCAGCGACAGCCUUCUUACAUGUCAUCCUCUGCUUCCAUGCAGCCUAUUACUCGACCUCCUCAGUCAUCCUAUCAGACGCCACCAUCAAUGCCAAACCACAUAUCUCGAGCUCCUAGCCCUGCAUCUUUCCCACGCUCUCAUGAAAAUCGUAUGUCUCCCAGUAAAUCUCCAUUCCUAUCCUCUAUGAAGAUGCCAAAAGUUAUGCCCACUCUUCCAGGCUCGCAGGUCACAGGUCCUCCAACACAACCACUACCAUCUAUUAGGCGGGAAGUCACUUUUCCUCCAGGUUCGGUAGAAGCAUCCCAACCAGUUUUAAAACCAAGGCGAAAGAUUACCUCAAAAGAUAUCGUGAGUCCGGAAGCCUGGCGAGUGAUGAUGUCUCUUAAAUCAGGCCUUCUUGCAGAAAGUACUUGGGCAUUAGAUACUAUUAACAUUCUUCUGUAUGAUGAUAGUACGGUUGCUACUUUCAAUCUCUCACAGUUAUCUGGUUUUCUUGAGCUGUUGGUGGAAUAUUUUAGAAAAUGCCUGAUUGAUAUUUUUGGGAUCCUUAUGGAAUAUGAAGUGGGACAUCCAGGACCAAAACUGCAAGAUCAUAAUUCAUCUCCGAAUGAGGAUGGGCAGUCUGCAACAGAGGAUGUCAAGAAAGAGGAAGAAAACAAUGGUGAAUGUAUUGAUUACUUUGAUGACCUGGAAGAUGAGGAGGAGGAAGAGGAAGAAGAUGAAGCUGAGAGCACAGAGGAAGGAAAGAGCACUCUUGUUGCUCCACCUGGUGCCAUUCUUGAUCCAAGUGAGAGGCCAAAACAAGCCAGUAAGUUUGACAAGUUGCCAAUAAAAAUUGUAAAGAAAAACAACUUAUUUGUUGUUGACCGAUCUGAUAGGUUGGGGCACGUUCAGGAAUUCAACAGUGGGCUUCUUCAUUGGCAACUUGGUGGGGGUGAUACAACUGAACAUAUUCAGACCCACUUUGAGAGUAAGAUGGAGAUUCCUCCUUGCAGGCGGCCAUCUCUAUCAGUCUCCUCAGGUAAAAAGAAGAAUAUAGAGGGGAAAGGAGAAUCUGAGGAACAGCAAGACAAAAGCAUAUCAGCCACUAUUGAUGAUGUCUUGUCAGCUCGUCCAGGAGCAUUGUCUGAAGACCCCGACUCUAAUUCUCAGACAGAUAGUAAUAAAUUUCCAUUUGGGAUCCAUCAAGUGAAAAGUCAUCGAAAUAUCAAACUGCUGGAAGAUGAGCCACGGAGUCGAGAUGAGACUCCUCUAUGUACCAUUACCCAUUGGCAAGAUUCUUUGGCCAAGCGUUGCAUCUGUGUGUCAAAUAUUGUCCGUAGCUUAUCUUUUGUGCCUGGCAAUGAUGUGGAAAUGUCUAAACAUGCAGGCUUGGUGCUAAUCUUGGGAAAGUUGAUUCUUCUUCAUCAUGAGCACCCAGAAAGAAAGCGUACACCACAGACAUAUGAAAAAGAGGAAGAAGUGGACAAAGGGGUGGCCUGCAGCAAGGAUGAGUGGUGGUGGGACUGCCUUGAAGUCUUGAGGGAUAAUACAUUGGUCACACUAGCCAACAUUUCUGGGCAGCUAGACUUAUCUGCUUAUACAGAAAGCAUCUGUUUGCCAAUUUUGGAUGGCUUACUGCACUGGAUGGUGUGCCCCUCGGCAGAGGCACAAGAUCCUUUUCCAACUGUGGGGCCCAACUCAAUCCUUUCGCCUCAGAGACUUGUACUGGAAACCCUGUGUAAACUCAGUAUCCAAGACAAUAAUGUGGACCUUAUAUUGGCCACGCCCCCAUUCAGUCGUCAGGAGAAACUGUAUGCUACUUUAGUUAGGUACGUUGGGGAACGCAAAAAUCCUGUCUGCCGAGAAAUGUCAAUGGCGCUCUUAUCAAACCUCGCCCGAGGGGACACGUUAGUGGCAAGGGCAAUAGCUGUGCAGAAGGGAAGCAUUGGAAACUUGAUAAGCUUCCUUGAGGAUGGGGUCACCAUGGCCCAGUACCAGCAGAGCCAGCAUAACCUUAUGCACAUGCAGCCUCCGCCUUUGGAGCCACCUAGCGUGGACAUGAUGUGCAGGGCAGCCAAGGCCUUGUUGGCCAUGGCCCGGGUAGAGGAAAACCGCUCUGAAUUCCUUUUACAUGAGGGCCGCUUGUUGGAUAUCUCAAUAUCAGCUGUCCUGAACUCUAUGGUUGCAUCUGUCAUCUGUGAUGUACUCUUUCAGAUAGGGCAGUUAUGACACAAGUGAGACGCAAGCAUGUGUGAGUGGAGAUUAAAGGGUCACAUAUAACUGGCUGGUUUCUGUACCUGUUUAUCCAGUGUAGGAAGAAUGGGAAAAAAAGAAGAAGAAAAAGAAGAAUCUUUGCUCCUCUGCCCCAUUCGCUAUUUACCAAUUGGGAAUUUUAAAACAUUAAUUUGAACAGUUAUGGAAUUAAUAUUUGCUGUCUAUGUGUAUAAGUACAUCUUUUUAUUUUAUUUUUUUAACCAAAGUCUCUCUCUAGUACAUUCAAAGAUCGCAUUUCUUUUUCAUAGCUAUCCUUGUCCAUGUUUGUUUUUCCCAUAUUUGAAUCAUAUUUUUCGGGGAGGGGAAGCAACUUUGAAUUGGGGGUGUCAGGAUAUAGCAAAAUAUGAUUUGAUAUUGGGAGAAAGGGGCGUGCCACUGUCAAAUGCAAAAGUGGAGGGGAAAAUGCUGAGUUAAUGUGCUUUUUAUUUUUUAAGAACAAAAGAAAUUCCAACCAUCCUUACUGUCAUUGCCCAAAGCGCUGUGUGCAAUAGAAGAAUGAUAGUGAUGUAGGUGUGGUGGAUGGUCAAGGAAAGACAGUCAGUUCCUUGUCUGCCCACAACAUUUUCUUGGGUUCUCUGUAGGAGAACAGUUACACUAUGCUAGGAGCAAAACCAAUUCUUUAAGAAAGUAAAAACAUAACUCUGAAGACGAUCAACACAAAUUGCUUCCUCACCAGAACUGUCAACAUCAAUAUCUAUUGUUUGACCUUCCCACAAUGACAAUUCAUCACAAUUCCUUUAAAUCAUUUUUUAAAAUAUUUUUUAUUGCCUAAAGGCAGUGUUGUAUAUAGAAGUUGUACAUUAAACAUACCCUCAUCUUUUUUUAAAAAAAAAUAAAACAAGUACAAGGAUUUAUUUUUUUCAUGAUGUGGUAACUACAAAGUGAUGGUAGACUUAAUUUUAUUAUUAUUAUUAUUGUUAUUAUAUUAUUAUUAUAUUAUUAUUUUCUUUGGGCCAUAACUCCAAAAACUAAGAAAAAAACACCACGAGGGUAAUGUACAAGUUUCUGUAUGUAUAAAGUCAUGCUCUAUUUCGGGAGAGCAAUUGCUCACAACUUACUUUAUAAAUCAAGAUGUGGAAAUGGUUACGUACGGAUUGAUUUAAGAAAAUGGUUACCAGUCUACAGAAAAAAAUACAUAUAUGGGGAAAAAAAGAAAACACAACUUCAAAGAUUUUUCAGUGCAAAGAAUACACAUUUGUAUUUCAAAAUAAUGUAGUUUAAAAAAUACAAAAAAACUUGAUGUAAAUUCCUCCUUUUCCUCUGGCUUAAUGAAUAUCAUUUAUUCAGUAUAAAAUUUAUAUGUUCCACAUGUUAAGAAUAAAUGUACAUUAAAUCUUGUUAAGCACU